Chelonoidis abingdonii (Abingdon island giant tortoise) is the source of this 3317-nucleotide messenger RNA. The record is from RefSeq and is a predicted model, not a curated record. Lineage: Eukaryota; Metazoa; Chordata; Testudines; Testudinidae.
CCAGCUUUUCCAGGCAAGAUCCAUGGAUUUCUGCUCCUUUCUGUUUGCAGAGGAGGAAAAGAGCAUUCAGUUCCUAGCUUGAUCUAGGAGAAAAGGAGAAUUCAGGAAAAUAUUGCAGACUGAGAGCUGAACCUACAGUUCUUCCAGAAAAAAUAGGAUGAGCAAAACUGGAUUGGUGCCUUAUUUGUUUAGAAAGACUAUGGAUAGAGACACAGUCCCUCAUUUGAGCUGUUUGUGCACUGUCCUUUUGGUGCUCAUUUGGAGUGGCAUCUCACAUGCUCAGAAGGAUUGUACAGGAGUGGAGUGCCAGCAACUGGAGAACUGUAUUGAAGAGGUGCUUGAGCCUGGUGAAUGCUGUGCCUCUUGCUUGCAACAUGGUUGUACUUGUGAAGGCUACCAGUACUAUGACUGUGUCAACGUGGGAUUUAUGAAUGGCAAAGUACCUGAAGGGCAAUCUUAUUUUGUGGACUUUGGAAGCACUGAAUGCUCGUGUCCCAAGGGAGGGGGCAAGAUCAGCUGCCAGUUUAUGCUUUGCCCUGAGUUGCCCCCAAACUGUAUUGAUGCUGUACUACCAGCUGAUGGCUGCUCUCAGUGUGGAAGAAUAGGCUGCCUCCAUGAAGGUCAGAAGUAUGUAGCAGGCCAUACGUUCCAUAUUCCUCCAUGCAAGGUUUGCCAUUGCCCAAAUUCUGGAGGUGAACUCAUGUGCUACCAGCUCCCAGACUGUGGUGCAUCCACAUUAAAUCCUCAGAGCCCAACGGAUACCGAAGAGAAUGAACCGGAGAGGCACUAUGAUGAUCCAUACAGCUAUGACCAAGAGGCACCCGAAGGAGACGCCACUCAGGUGGAACCUCCGACAAAACACAGGAACUCUGCAGCCCAUACAGAAGAAGACAGCAUUGGCCAAGAACAGAGGGAGGAUUAUGAGUACCGCACAAUCAGCGUUACUUCCCCACCAUUGACUCAACCUGUUACACAUGCUGAAGAAGCUGCUGUAGCAGUCAACACACACACUCCUAUUCCCCACCCUGAACUUAACAGUGCAACGGAACAAGAAGAGGAGAAGAGAGAUCCAAGCACCACAAUGGCACCCACAGUGCAGGUUCUGAGUGACAAAGUAACUGUGACUAGCAGUGCUCCUGAGGAGCAAACAACUGCUACGACAGAGAUGCCCACACAAGCUGUAGAAUCAGAGAGAAAAUCAAAGGGGAAACAAGGGGAGAGAGGGAGACAUGAACAAGAAGGAUAUGCUCGCCCUAAACCAAGAAAACACAUGAGAAAAGAUUAUAAAGAGCAGGGGGGCGGUAUAUCUCCAGCUCUGAAAGAGACAAAUGUAACCGUGUCACAUGGUCACAGACCUUCCCAUGAAAAGCAUGGAGGAAAUACUUUCCCCAAGGUCAAAUUUAGUCCCACAACAUCCCUUCCCAUUGCUCUGAAAGAAGACAGUAGUCAGGCAUCCCAAAAGCAGUCCCAGACGCUUUAUCGUUACCAACCUGAAGAAGAUGGAGACCCCAAUUCUAUUCAUGCUGCUUCCAGGUUACCAGAAGGUUCCACAAAGGACUUAAUUGAAACUUGCUGUGCAGCUGGACAACAGUGGGCUAUAGACAACGGGGAGUGCACAGAAAUCCCAGUCAGUGGGACUGAUGGUGAUAUUUGCAGAAUUGCUCAGCAGCAGUGUUGUGUCUCAUACUUAAAAGAAAACAGCUGUGUUGCUGGCAUGAUCGCAGCCAAGGAAGGAGAUCUGUGUGGACCCGAUGAAAGCGAUACAUGUGGAAGAUCUUUUUAUAAGCAAUGUUGUGAUUGCUGCACUCUGGGACUGAGAGUAAAAAGUGAAGGGCAAACCUGUGAGUCCAACCCAAAUCUCGGCUAUCCCUGCAACCACGUGAUGCUAUCCUGCUGUGAAGGAGAAGAUCAUCUUAUUCCUCCAGAAAUAAAAAGGCAUCCCGAACCUCUGCCAACAGUGACACCUGAGAGAAUUUCAGAAAUUGAGGAUCACAAUGAAGCCUUGUCCAUCGGUAAUGAAGCUGAACUGUCUAACAACUUACCUGGAGAUGACCUGGAUGAGUGCCUUGUCUAUCCUGGAGAGCUCUGUCAGCACUUGUGCAUCAACACAGUGGGAUCUUACAAGUGUUCAUGUUUCCCAAGAUUUACUCUGCAAGAUGAUGGGCUCAGCUGUAAUCCAGAUAUUGAUGAUGGCCAAAAGACUGACUUAGGAGUGGAAGCCACCAUUGCUCCAGAAGCCUCUAAUAUUCAGCCUACCACUAUUAAGACUUCACAAGUAGAGCAAAAUAAGUGCAAAGAUAAUGGCCCCUGCAAGCACAUCUGUAAUAUUGAGGAAGGAAAUGCUGUAUGCUCUUGUUUAACUGGAUAUGCUCUCAUGGCUGAUGGCAUUUCCUGUGAAGAUAUUAAUGAAUGCGUCACAGAAGGGCACACCUGUAAGCGAGGAGAACACUGUAUUAACACAGUUGGAUCAUUUACGUGUCUCCAAGAACUCAACUGUCAGCCAGGCUAUGAAUUUAAGGAUGGCGAAUGUGUUGACAUUGAUGAAUGUGUGAGAGGAACUCAUAGUUGUCAAGUAAACUUUGUAUGUCAGAAUACAAAGGGAUCAUUCUAUUGUGAAUCAAAGCAGCGAUGCAUGGAAGGAUUUUUACAAGACCCGGAGGGCAAUUGUGUCGAUAUUAAUGAAUGCACUUCACUUCCUGAGCCAUGCAAGCCUGGAUUCAACUGUAUCAAUACUGUUGGAUCAUACACUUGUCAGAGAAACCUGUUAAUGUGCAGCAGAGGCUAUCAUUCCAGCGAGGAUGGAUCUCGAUGUAUCGAUGUUGAUGAAUGUCAGACAGGCAUACAUCGCUGUGGAGAGGGACAGAUUUGUCAUAAUCUGCCUGGAGCUUAUCGCUGUGACUGCAAGAUGGGCUAUCAGUAUGAUGCAUUCAACAGAGCCUGCAUUGAUAUAAAUGAGUGCUGGAAUUACCCAGGACGGCUGUGUCAGCACACCUGUGAGAACACUCCUGGGUCCUACCGUUGCUCUUGUUCAUCUGGAUUCCGCUUGGCCUAUGAUGGGAAGCACUGUGAAGAUGUGAAUGAAUGUGACAGCACUCCAUGCAGUCAAGAGUGUGCCAAUGUCUAUGGUUCCUAUCAGUGUUACUGCAGGCAAGGGUACCAGCUAGCAGAAGACGGCCAUUCUUGUAAAGAUAUUGAUGAGUGCACACAAAGUGCGGGUAUUCUUUGCACUUUCCGCUGUGUGAAUGUUCCUGGUAGUUACCAAUGUGCUUGUCCUGAGCAGGGAUAUACUAUGGCAGCAAAUGGAAGAACGUGUCGAG